This is a messenger RNA of Durusdinium trenchii, 1130 nucleotides long. NCBI's taxonomy places the organism in Eukaryota, Dinophyceae, Suessiales, Symbiodiniaceae. The record is from the annotation of a GenBank genome assembly.
UGGACCCAUGAACCAGCAGUCCUGCCCGACAAAUCCAUCCAAAGCGGCCAUGGCUUCGCUCGUGGUGCUCCUGGCAUUUGCUUGGUCGGCCGAGGGCUACUAUGGGGGCACCUGUGGUUCGGCUGAGGUGGCAGGGGAGAUUCAAGGAGAGGAUGGCGUGGUUUGUGCGCCCCGCUGCAGCGCCAGCUAUGAGUGCCCGACCGAGUUCGCAGCCGUGCAGGCGCAGCCACAGUGCAUGCUCCAAAACGUAGACCAGGCCUUCUACUGUGGCCUACUGUGCCAAGCAGAUGCUCAAUGCCCAAGUGGAGCCUCAUGUCGAAAGGUCGGAACGCAGAAUGUCGGACUGUGUAUCCACCCUUUGUCCUUCUCAGAUUGGGCACGCUUGUCCUCACGGAUGAAGCUCAGCAUAGGCUUUCCGAGUGCGCCCAGUGGUCAGAGCAAGGGCUUCCAGAUUGCCAAGGCGUACUCAGCCCUGCAGAGCUUGAAAAGGCGUUACUCGAUCUCCGAUGGAGAUGCAGAUGUGGUGACUGUGAAGGAGAUGUUGGCGGCUGCUUCCAGCCCAAACAGCCUCACGGAUCAACAGCGAGGCGCCUGGAACAAACUGGAGACCUUGCUCACGCACCAUUCGUCGAAACCUGCCGGUUUGGGUGCUGAAGUCUCCUCUGAUUUGAAGCUUUUUAGCAACAACAUGUUGUCGGGACCGGCCGGCUGGGAGCGUGAAGCCGAGUCCGUGGUUUGGAAUGUCGAGCACAUUGACCACUACGGAGCCGCCAGCGGACUGCUUCGAGGCAUCAUCGAAGUGGCCAUCGUUUAUCUGGUUUGUGGAGCCAUCUACAACUAUCAGAUGCAAGGUGCCAGAGGUAUCCACUUGAUUCCUCACGUGGGCUUUUGGAUGAACUAUCCUUCCCUGGUCAUGGACGGGGUGAAAUAUGCCACGCAGAUGCUGUCCCAAUACACCGGGAAGGAGCCUCCCAGAUUUUUGGAUUCGGGUGCCCCUGGCGGCUUCCAGACUUUGGGCGCAGAGAGGGACACCUUUGCUCACUUUGAGCCCAGCAGAUAGGCCCGCAUUGCAAGCCAACCGUCAGCGUAGCUGGUUCCAAAAACUCCGCCAAAGAUCGGGAAGAAAAGGU